CACGAAACACUUGGCAAUGCUAUGAGCACAGCCUGAGACACGGAACUGGGAGGACUCCAGUUGCAGCAGAUGAAAAUGAAAGCUUUUAAGGAGAUAAUGUUGCUCCUGUUUCGAAGAGUGGAGGAUUCCGACUAAUUUGUCUUGGCCAGAGAAUGCACAUAUGCCAUUCCAUGGUGCAGAAAAAGUGUGAAGGAUCAUGGGAUGUGGCAUGGGAAAACUGCACCAGAAGCAAUGUGACCAAGUGAGCAUUUCUGUUCCAGGUAAAUUUUAUUUCAUUUCACCCCAUUCCUGUAGUUUGUUAGAUGAAAUGUGUUUUUAUGUGAAAUUUGAAUUUAUAUUUUACAUGCACUGAGAAGCUGCAACUGGUGAGUCUUAAAACUAAAUAAUGGAUACAAUUGCCUAGGAUGAUGAAUUAUAACAUCUUUUUAAAAUCUUAGCUAUCAAAGCAGCUCUGUUGAUCCAACGCUGGUAUCGACGGUAUGUUGCCCGGCUGGAGAUGAGACGCAGAUGCACAUGGAACAUCUUCCAGUCUAUCGAGUACGCCGGAGAGCAAGACCAGAACAAGGUCAUUUUUAUCGGGAAAGUUGACCGUUUUUAGUGACUGGGAAGCAUAAAGACCUGGUCUUCAUACAGUGCUGGCCAAAAGUAUUGGCACCCCUACAAUUCUGUCAGAUAAUGCUCAAUUUCUCUCGGAAAAUGAUUGCAAUUACAAAUGCUUUGGUCGUAAUAUCUUCAUUUAUUUUCCGUGCAAUUAAAAAACACAAAAGAGAAUGGGGGAAAAAAUGAAAUCAUUGUCAUUUUACACAAACUCCAAAAAUGGGCUGGACCAAAGUAAAAUCAUGUCGUGCUUCUCGAAUUUGUGUAAUUAACAGCACCUGUUACUUACCUGUGGCACAUAACAGGUGGUGGCAAUAACUAAAUCACACUUUCAGCCAGUUAAAAUGAAUUAAAGUUGACUCAACCUCUGUCCUGUGUCCUUGUGUGUACCACAUUGAGCAUGGAGAAAAGAAAGAAGACCAAAGAACUGUCUGAGGACUUGAGAAGAAAAUUUGUGAGGAAGCAAGUGCAAUCUCAAGAUGUGGACAGAAAAGAAAAAUUGACGAGAGAUUUCAAUGAAAGAUUGUGCGGAUGGUGGAUAAAGAACCGCGACUAACAUCCAAACAAGCUCAAGCUGUCCUGCAGUCCGAGGGUACAACAGUGUCAACCCGUACUAUCCGUCGGCGUCUGAAUGAAAAGGGACUUUAUGAUAGGAUACCCAGGAAGACCCCAUUUCUGACCCAGAGAAAUAAAAAAGCCAGGCUGGAAGUUGCUAAAACUUACCUGAGAAAGCCAAAAACGUUUUGGGAGAAUGUCCUCUGGUCAGAUGAGACAAAAUUAGAGCUUUUUGGGAAAAGGCAUCAACAUAGAGUUUACAGGGGGGGAAAAAACGAGGCCUUUAAAGAAAAGAACACUGUCCCCACAAGUAAACAUGGCGGAGGUUCCCUGGUGUCCUGGGGUUGCUUUUCUGCCUCUGGCACUGGACUGCUUGACCGUGUGCAUGGCAUUAUGAAGUCUGAAGACUACCAACAAAUUUUACAACGUAAUGUAGGGCCCAGUGUGAGAAAGCUGGGUCUCCCUGAGAGGUCAUGGGUCUUCCAGCAGGACAACGGCCCAAAACACACUUCAAAAAGCACUAGAAAAUGGUUUGAGAGAACGCAUUGGUGACUUCUAAAGUGGCUAGCGAUGAGUCCAGACCUGAAUCCCAUAGAACACCUGUGGAGAGAUCUGAAAAUGACAGGUUGGAGACAGCACCCUUCAAAUCUCUGAGACCUGGAACAGUUGGCCAAAGAAGAAUGGUCUAAAAUUCCAGCAGAGCUUUGUAAGAAACUCAUUGAUAGAUACCGGAAAGGGUUAGUCGCAGUUAUUUUGUCUAAAGGUUGUGCUGUAUUAGGCUGAGGGUUGCAUUUGAAGUGGGAGUGUGGCAGCGAAUUAACGCACCGUCACUGGCAGCCAAUGAGUUUGGCAGCGUCUGACCAAGCCAUGCUAGAAUUACUUUACUUUCAAUUGAGUAUGGAGUAAUUUAGUAUUCAAAGAAAAUACAUAUACAAAUAUUAUACAUAUACAUAUAUACAUAUUAGUGCUGUCAAGCGAUUCGAAUCGCAGUUCAUGAAAAUUUUGCAAAUUUAACUUUUUUUGUUAAAAAAAAAAUCCUUGACAUUUUAUCAAAUUUUAAUACUGGAGUCAUCAAGCAAUUAAAAGAUUAAUGGCCUGCAACAAUGAUUAUAUAUUUGAAGUUUUAAAUAAACACUUAUUAGCAUAGGAUGUGCUUACCUUAUAUAAUUAAAUUUUAAGCCCCAUUAGAAACGAGUUGGGCAACUUCACAUAUGUAAAGAUGAAUUAAACUUCCUCCUACCCCCAAUAACUUAAUAAAUAAAUAAAAAUUUAUAUAUCUUUAUUUUAUGUACUUAUUUUUUUAUAUAUAUAUAUUCAUCUAUACCUUAAUGAAAUAUACUGUUUAUUGUCAUUGGUUUAAUAUUAUUGAUAAAGUGAAAUGACCCAAAAAAGGAGAUCAAAUCAUUGAACUCACCAAAACGCUUGUCUUCCAAAGCAUCAAUAUAGUUCAUCUUUGCAUUUUAGGGGGGUUUGCGCCACUCAAUCCACCUCAGAGAGCCAUAUUUUGGGUUAAAAUGCCAAAGUUACGUUUUGCCUGAGAACAUUGAUUUCACACUCGAUUAUUUUAGUAGUCAAACAACCUAUGAAUUAGUUAGUUGGAAUAAUCGAGUAAUCGGAUUAGGGACAUAAAAAAAUUAAAAUACCUGAUCUUAGCCUCAAACGAUAUUUAAAAAAAAACAGAUAAAUGAGGACCUAAAUACAACAAAAGAACAAUUGGCCAACUUGCAUAGCUAACUAGCCACUAGCUUAAAUGCUAUAAAAUGCUAACAUUGUCUUUUUUACAAUGCUCUCAAAAUGUCCAAACACAUAUUCCCACAAAAAAAAAACAGCUAAAAAUACCAAGAAACUAAAUUACGAAUGCAUUAAAAAAACAUUAGCUCAAACAAAAACCUUAUGUUGGUCUUAACAGGGAGCAACUGGAUUCAGCCCUGUUAAAUGAGUUGUCAUAUUCACUGUUGCUACUAGAGGGCAGUGUAUCCACUCAGAUCAGAAGAAAUAAAUGCAAAGAUUUUUAAAACAAACUAUUAGAAUUUGAAGUUUUUUUCCGAAUUGAAUUACUUGAGUUAUUCGAUUAAUCAUUGCAGCACUAAUUUUAUAUAUAUGGCGGAAAACAGACAAGGCUCAAAAAGCAGUUUCCGCUCUUGCACCACUCUUUAAAAUAAAGUGCUGUAUUUUAAGCCAAAAGAACUGUUGUGUCUGAUAGAACAAUAUGUAUAUAUGCUGCCUUAGCAGAUUAAUGGCGCAUUAGGUCCCCAAACUAUUUUUAAUUUGUCCGUUUUACCCUGAAAACCCCCGUUUACAGACGUCGCACAACCGCUUUUGUUCAACCCAGCCAGAAAAAGGUAAUUAUAUUUAUUAUUCGAAAUGUCUGUCAUUUUUACCUUAGAAUCAUUAAUUGACAUCUAAUAUUUAGUUUAAAAAAAAAAAAAAAAAAAGACUAAUUAUUCACUCGCAUAUUUUAAACUUUUAAACAAAUUAUGUUACCAAAAAAAAAAAAAAAGUGUCUGUAAAUAAGUCACGGAUAUCUACCUGAUAACUAUCGCUUCACUGUAUUUAAUUGUGACUGUCGCAUUUUCCCCAAUAUUGUAGAUGAUCGAUCAAAACAAAGAUAAAUUGGAAAAAAAAAAGUAAAAAAGUGUAAAUAUAUGAAAAUCUCGACCACUCCUUGAUGUCUGCGAUUUCUGCACUGCGACCCUUGUUAUAUUACCAUGUUUCACCCAUAAAAUCCCCCCAAAAUCCAGCUGUGGCUAUUCACAGCUGUGUCUUGACACUUGGUGAUACAUACUACAUGGAGUUUUUCGAUCAAAAAGAGGUAAGUACGCAAUAAUAUCUCAUUCAAAUCACGGUGUCUUUAAUUAUGCUCCCUCAUGCUCUCACCUCCAGUUAGGGUUUCACUGUUUAAAAAUGUAUUUUAUUUAUUUAUUUAUUUUUUAAAAUCCCCUCCUAUUCAAAUUUUUUCUUCCCUCUGAAAAUUGAGAUUUUAAGCUUUCCAGUGAUGUAUCAUACAUGCAUAUAGACCCUACCCACCGACGUCACAAAACCACGUGCUCGCUGUGUGGUUCCGCCCACUUGUCUGUCAUUUUGUCUCUGUAUUAGCAUUGUUUUCAAUUGAUCGAGGAAUUUAAAAUGCAUUUCAUGGAAGACCCGGUGCUUUCUGAUGCCGUAAACUCACUGGAUGUGUUGCAUAAAAGGCGUUAUGUGGAAAAGCUUCGUUCUAUACAGUCGCCAGAUCCAUAUUUGAUGCCCAAAUCGAUGUUUUUCGACCCACUGUCUUCGCCCUGUCUGCAUGACAUCUGCUACGCUGAUAUUUACAAUUAUCUUGUCCAUACAAAAUCAGCCUAUUCCCACGAAAAUUUGAAAAACUUCAAGAGCUUGGAGGCUUAUAAAUACUUCGUUGCUGGUUGGGUGAAACAGGUCCUCGUUCGGCAGGAAUCUAUCUUGUGCUUGGAAAGGUGAGUUACGAAAUUUUCAAUUCAAAAUCUUUUGUUAUUGCUAACAUCCACUGUCAAGUCUAAUGUAUUUCAUGUCGUUUGUCAAUGGAGUUAAGGCUUUUAAUGUUUAUAUGGUUUAGCGAUAGCACUCUCACUACAUACAUACGUGUAUGUUGUCGGCGAUUAGCCUAGCAAUGAUCUUAAUUGUGGUUAUUUGUCAGCCCCGUAGACGAGGCCAGUUUCUUUCACUUGGUACCAGCUAAAUAUUAUUCAAAAAAUAACGAUGGUGGAAGAAAGGGAAGUCACAAACAUCUUGAAUUUGAAACUAUGUCGUACUACGUCGUAUGUUGUCGGCGAUUAGCCUCACAAUGAUCUUAAUUGUGGUUAUUUGUCAGCCCCGUAGACGAGGCCAGUUUUUCUUUCACUUGGUACCAGCUAAAUAUUAUUCAAAAAAUAACGAUGGUGGAAGAAAGGGAAGUCACAAACAUCUUGAAUUUGAAACUAUGUCGUACUACGUCGUAUGUUGUCGGCGAUUAGCCUCGCAAUGAUCUUAAUUGUGGUUAUUUGUCAGCCCCAAACCCUCUAAGUAUAUCUUAAAUGCAUCUUACCGGAUAUAAAAUGACUACUACAUAGUCUGUGGUGAUUUUUUGGUGCCCAGUUUUCACGUCGAAUUGCAGCCGUCCAUUUCGCUCUCUUUGGAUCCCUCGGAAUACGGUAAAACUUCAAGUCUCUCCUUCCAUCUUCUCUGUUAGUGCAACCAACAGCCACACACGCCUUCACCAUUUUGAUUAUUAAUGUUAAGGAGCAGAAAAACACGCCGUAAAUAGGAGAAAUGUACGUAGCCGUAACAGGUUAACACUAUGUUUUGACGGACAAGUGGGCGGUACCAUUCAGGAGAGCGGAGUUGUGACGUCACGUGGGUAGGGUCUAUAGGACAAUUUUGAAAUUUGGCCAUAUUGGGGUCUCAGAGCGGAACUUCAAGUCACCUAAGUGUUUUCAGCCAUUUAUAUAUGCAUACAGUAUGUAUAGUUUUAUUAUUUUUUUUAAAUGUGGUAUCGGUACAGCCGAUACCACACAGCCAGGUAUUGGAAUCGAUUUCGGUAACCAAAAAAAAUUUCCCCAAAUCACCAAAAUAUCACAUAAGGGUUCACAUAAAUGUGUAAAAAAUAAUAACCAUUUUUAGUCUUACUGUAAAAAGCUAAUGUUAUUCAAAAAUGAUCAUAUUGCGUCUCUUCACUGUGUGUGGGUCUGGAACAUAUCCACUGCGAUAAACAGCAAUUCACUAUAAUUCAAUUGCCUCUGUCUCUGAGUUGACCUAUUCAAAACUAACAUAAAUUAGGCUGGUAAUGGUUCCAAACUAUUUAUGAUGCAUGUUAUAACUCAAGGAAAAAAAAAAAAAAAUCACAUCAUCGUUCAUCCUUGCAGCUGCACAAUUUCUUUACUUUCUUGAUGGACCACUUCACCCCAGCCAGCAGUGAGCGAAACCUAAUAUCGCACCUCUUCCGUGAGAACGACAUCUGCUGUGAUACGGAAUGGGAGCGAUACUUUUGCUGCAAAAGUGUUGAGGUGCCUGACAGUUACACAGGACCUCGGCUAACAUUUCCCAUGACCUUCUGUGAUGUGUCCAAACUUGUGGAGGCCUUCAAGCGCAGACAACAGCUCCACGCGCGCUAUGUUCUGCAACUUCUUGAAGAAACUUGGAAGUUAUUGCGAAAUCUCCCAAACAUCAACCAAGUCUCCAUCUGCCAUACUAAGGAGAUAACCAUAUGCGGUGAUUUACAUGGACAACUUGAAGAUUUACUACUGAUAUUCUACAAGAAUGGUUUGCCUUCCACUGAGAAACCAUACGUGUUCAAUGGAGACUUUGUGGAUCGAGGCAAAAGCUCAUUAGAGAUCCUGCUUAUCCUCUUUGGGUUCCAGCUGGUCUACCCUAACAAUGUCCAUCUAAACAGGGGCAACCAUGAGGACCAUAUAAUUAACCUGAGGUACGGAUUCACCAAAGAAGUGCUGGGAAAAUACAGGGUGCAUGGAAAAAAGAUACUGAAGCUUCUCCAGAAGAUCUUCAGUUGGUUGCCUCUGGCAACCAUAGUAGAUCACAAAGUGCUCAUUGUGCAUGGAGGAAUCUCCGAUGCCACGGACCUUGAUGUAAUAGCCAGACUGGACCGACAUAAAUAUGUCUCGACCCUAAGGCCUCCCAAGCAAAGCCUUCACACCUCAAGUAGCAACACUAGGAUACCGAACUCGGACAUUCUGGUGGAAAGUCGACGCCGAGCUCACUCCCUGACUAACCAGAACCCGGCUCCAGCUGGAAGACAUGAUUUCCCGCGCCGCUCACUCCAAAACUCAUCCAUCUGUGGAAAAAUCUCCUGGUCAGUGGAGAAGGAGUUGAAUAAGAAACAAAGGCAGAUCGACUUUCAUCCUUAUGGAGAUAUGAAGAAGUCAGACUCUGACUCAGACACUGGGGGAUCCGUAAGAGAUUAUGAUGAGUGGAAACAAAUAGUGGACAUGCUGUGGAGUGACCCAAUGCCCCAGAAUGGCUGCAUCCCAAAUGAAGUGCGAGGCGGCGGCUGCUACUGGGGCCCGGAUGUCACAAAGGAUGUUCUCAGACGGCACAACUUGAAGCUCCUCAUCCGGUCGCAUGAGUGUAAACAGGAAGGUUAUGAAUUCUGCCACGAUCGUCAGGUGCUGACUAUUUUCUCAGCUUCCAACUACUAUGAAUUUGGCAGCAACAGAGGAGCUUACAUCAGGAUGGGCCCCAAUCUGAACCCUCAUUUGGUUCAGUACCAAGCCAGCAGGACAUGCAGAGAGCUAACCCUGCGACAAAGUAUCAGCUGGACAGAGAGGUCGGCCUUGCAAGCUCUGCAGCAACAACUGUUUAUCCACAAGUCAGAUCUCAUCAGUGCCUUUCAGGCAUUUGAUCCAAACAACACAGGUUGGAUCUCCACGAGAGAUUGGGCCAGUGCCACAGAGCGCACUCUGAAGCUUGGUCUACCCUGGAGGGUCCUGCGCCCUCAGAUUGUCAGCAGCACCCAGCAUGGCAUGAUGGAAUACAAACAAUGGAUCAGGGAGCUGUCCUUCACAGAUUCUCACCUGAAGAUCUCAGGAACCAGCAUUCUUGAGAUAAUGUACAAGAACCACUCAAAUCUUGAAACCAUCUUCCGGAUCAUUGACACAGAUCACUCAGGUGUAAUCUCAAUGGAGGAAUUUGGUAAAACCUGGAGACUUCUUAGCUCUCACCUCAACAUGCAGGUCAGCGACAAGGCCGUGGCAGAUUUGGCUGAUAGCAUCGACUUUAACAAGGAUGGGGUCAUUGAUAUCAACGAGUUCAUGGAGGCAUUCCGCUUGGUCUCAGCACAAGAGGAGACUUGCGGCAGUGACUUCACCAUGCAAACCCUGAGUGUAACUGAAAAUGUUUGACUAGAGCAGGGGUCAGCAACCUUUUUGGUGUAGAGUGCCACUUUCAAAUUUUCUUGUCAAUCAGUGUGCCACCCCAAGAUUAAUGACGCGCAUCCGAAUUUUUAUAUCCGGCAGAGCUGUAAUUUUACUCCAAAUAAAAAAAAACAUGGACAUACAUUUAAUUUGUAUAACUACCAUUCGUCUUCAUCAAUUAACUAAAAACUAAUGCAUAUUGUAGAAAAUAUCAAAACUUGAAAAUAAGUGCAACAGUAAUAACAGCUGUACAGCUGUACCAUUUUAUGCAAACAUAUCACACACACACACACACACACACACACCAGCACGCAAAGGGGAACAGGUGUGAUUCUCAGUGCAGGUCUCUCACAGUACAGAGAGCCUUCAAAGUCAGAACAGCCGACUCUUACAUUUUGUCUUGUUCACUCGCAACUUAAACAGUGAAUUAUAUGCACAAUUUUAUAUUUUAUAUUACAAAUAUAAAAGAUGCCCACUUUAAUGUGUUCCUUGGCCCUGUUUUCUAUGAAUUUUCAUGUUUUGUCUCGUAGUGGCGUUUGACACUUGUUGUGCGACACACAACACCCUCGAGGCAUAAUGCACAAAAGAGCUACCGGAAGUAACCAGGCAACCAGUUGUUACCGGUAUCCCCAAGGGGCCGCUGUCUCCUACAAUAUGAUCGGCUUACUAGUUAAGCGUAGAAGAAGAAUUGGGAGUCUGUGCGAGAAAAAGAGAGGGAGCAAAGGAAGGUGUUGAGAGAGAGUGGAGAGCGCCGUGAAAAGGAGAGAAGAGGCUGUGUCCCCCGCUGGUUUUUGUUUUGUUUAAUAAAAGUCUCCAGUAAAACGCCAUCCAACGCGUCACAGUGUUUUUAUACACAUUGCCACCUCUCCGAAGUAAGCACCGGACGAAUCGACGGCAACGAGCCACGUUAAUCGCCGGUCCACUCCAUACUACAGUGCAAGCAUCGCUUCACCCGCUGCCCUGACCUGACAGCUGGCAAUCGGGGUCCAACUGGAGUGUUGCGAUGCGCCGGGACAGGGGUGUACAGUCCCGUAUCUUAAGCGACCGGCCUCCGCACCGGGGCGAGGGUGUGACCUCGGGAUCUCAAUUCAAAGUUAAAGUGACGGGGCUCCCAGCGCGGACGCCGGCGACUCGCCGGCUGUGUACUCGCUUACUGGCCCGCCGGUGUUCUGUCAGAACACCUGUUCUAGGUUGCAAAUUUUGUCAGAACACCGGCCUCCACGCUGGGGCUUGGAGUAACAGCACCAAAAAGUGCAGAUUGGUGACACUGUGUACUUCCGCCAGCUCUCUGACUGGUUGGCUUCGUGACACGUUAGUAGCGGGUGCUGAAUUGAGCGCGCAGAAUUGAGCGCGCAGAGGGGGAAAAAAAAACGACGAGCGCAGGAAUCGAAAAAUUGAAGAGCUGGAAGUGUGCUCAAAAUCCAUAAUUGUUCGCAAAUAACGCUAUAGGCAGAGGGGUCGGGAGGGACGCUCCUGUAAAGCCCUAAAUAACAGGGCGUGCAACUAAAAGUGUCUUAAUUUCAGGUAAAAAAAAAUAUAUAUAUUUUGCCAUGCGCUCGCGUGUCACUGGUUAACCCUUCACGUGCCAGUGCUGACACGCGUGUCAUAGGUUGCCGACCCCUGGACUAGAGGAUGGACCAGAGACAUCACUCGGGCCACUGAUGAAAAGUUUCUAGGUACAGAUACUGGGGACAAACAAAAAAAAAGUGUCGAGUUAUGAUGAAGAAUAAAGCAUGUUUUCACUGGCUAAUGAUUUUCAUAUUUUAUGGCCAAGAAAUUUGUGAUUUUUAGGCAGGGGCGCUGGAAGUCACUCACAGCAGGGGGUGCUGAGGAUCUUUUUUAGCGUUUCCCAUUUAGGGUUGCCAACAGUCUGGAUUAUGCGAAAAAACCCGGAAUGUAGGAAGUUCUGAUUGGUACCGCCCGCCACCGACGGAACCAAUUGGAACUUCCUAAAUUGCGGGUUGUCCUGCACAAUCCUGGACUGUUGGCAACCCUCUUUCCUUCCAAAACCAGCUGUUUCGGUCCAAAUUUGCCAUGCUCACACGUUUUCUCCACAAUGGCAGUACACACGCAUGCUGGAUAGUUUUACUACUACUAGGCUACUACAAAGACAGCUUUCUAUUUCACCUACAGUGUGUGUUGGAGUUUUUGUGUUGGAAAUACAAGCAAAUCAGUGCAGCUAGACGGCCCAAUGACACAUAAACACGUUUGAAAACUAGAAACUGCAAUUUCGGGAGAAAUUACACCUUGGUCUUUCCUCUGUGGAGAUACAAAUCUUAGCCCCACUCAGGUCUAUUAAUAGAAUGGACCAUAAUGCCUGUCAAUGGCACUAAACAAAGUAAAAGCCAUUAGAAAUGAUUGGGAGAAUUGGACGUCCAUGGACGUCAAUGGCAUCACCCUCCAUGAGCAGCAAUACAAUCGGGGACAUUUGGGGGACACGUCCUAUUGAUAUUUAGUCAUUUUCUGUUGAUUUGGGAGAAGAAAAAAAAUUUCCCAUUGAAAAUGAAUGGGAAAAAUUUUCGACGUCCAUAGACGUCAAUGGUUUCAACUUACAUAAGCGUCAAUGGAAUCCAAGUACAUUGGCAUCAAUAGAAUGAACA
Corythoichthys intestinalis (scribbled pipefish) is the source of this 10612-nucleotide messenger RNA. Its product is annotated as serine/threonine-protein phosphatase with EF-hands 2-like. NCBI's taxonomy places the organism in Eukaryota, Metazoa, Chordata, Actinopteri, Syngnathiformes, Syngnathidae. The transcript has 17 exons. Bases 6033 to 8000 code for a protein of 655 amino acids. Gene Ontology annotation, biological process: negative regulation of MAPK cascade; detection of stimulus involved in sensory perception. The record is from RefSeq and is a predicted model, not a curated record. Gene Ontology annotation, molecular function: iron ion binding; Hsp90 protein binding; phosphoprotein phosphatase activity.